Molecule: messenger RNA, 1491 nt
Organism: Metschnikowia bicuspidata var. bicuspidata NRRL YB-4993
Lineage: Eukaryota; Fungi; Ascomycota; Pichiomycetes; Serinales; Metschnikowiaceae
Gene: FRS2
Product: phenylalanine--tRNA ligase subunit alpha
Exons: 1
Coding region: 1-1491 (496 amino acids)
Biological process (GO): phenylalanyl-tRNA aminoacylation
Cellular component (GO): phenylalanine-tRNA ligase complex; cytosol; cytoplasm
Molecular function (GO): phenylalanine-tRNA ligase activity; tRNA binding; ATP binding
Source: RefSeq, a predicted model, not a curated record
AUGUCGGACUUGUCUUUGCAGAUCUUGAAAGCGGUGGACCAGCACAAUGGCAUCGCCAACACGUUGGAGCUCGCCGAGUUCAAGCACAUCGACGUCAACACGUUGCAGGCGUCGUUGACGUCGCUCUGGGCGAAAGAAAUGAUCAACUUCAAGAAGCUCGAGAGCGACCUCUGGAGCUUGACCCGCGAGGCCGAGGAGUUCCUCGUGUCGGGGUCGCACGAAAUCAGGCUUUUGGACGAGGUGAUGAAGUCGCUCGAGGGCUUGAAGAUCGCCGACGUCAACGCCAGGUUGGGCCAGGUGGGCAAGUUGGGCCAGGGCAAGGCGUUCAAGAACGGCUGGAUUUCCAAGGACGGCGACCGCUUGGUGGCCGCGGUGGGCGCGUUGCCGCGCGACGCGGUGGUGGAGCAGUUGCGCGAGGUCAAGAGAACCGGCGGCUUGGCCGACAAGAAGGACUUGGCCGAGUUGAAGAAACGCAAGUUGCUUUCGUUGUCCAAGAUCGUGGGCUACCACGUGACCAAGGCGCCCCGGUUCGCCUUGUCCAUCGCGCGCGUCGAGACGGACAUCACCUCGGACAUGGUGGCCAGCGGCAGCUGGAAGGACGCGGCGUUCAAGCCCUACAACUUCAACGCCGAGGGCGCGUUCCCCGUGUCCGGCGCGUUGCACCCGUUGAUGAAGGUGCGCGAGGAGUUCCGCCAGAUCUUCUUCUCCAUGGGCUUCACGGAGAUGCCCGCCAACCAGUACGUGGAGUCGGGCUUCUGGAACUUCGACACCUUGUUCGUGCCGCAGCAGCACCCGGCCCGCGACUUGCAGGACACCUUCUACUUGAAGGACCCGGCCGUGGCCAAGGCGCCGGAGGACACGCAGUACUUGCGCGACAUCCAGGCCGUGCACCAGGACGGCAAGUUCGGCUCCAUCGGCUACCGAUACCCGUGGCGGCAGGACGAGUCGCUCCGCAUGGUGUUGCGCACACACACCACGGCCAUUUCCGCGGCCAUGUUGAAGAAGUUGGCCGAGGACCCCAAGCCCACGCGCUUGUUCUCCAUCGACCGCGUGUUCCGCAACGAGGCCGUGGACGCCACGCACUUGGCCGAGUUCCACCAGGUGGAGGGUGUGCUUGCAGGGUACGACAUCACCUUGGGCGACUUGAUCGGCUUCAUGGAGGACUUCUUCUCCAAGAUGGGCGUGGACGGCUUGCGUUUCAAGGCCGCCUACAACCCGUACACGGAGCCCUCCAUGGAGAUCUUCGCCUACCACAAGGGGCUAGGUAAGUGGGUGGAGAUUGGCAACUCGGGCAUGUUCAGGCCGGAGAUGUUGGCGCCCAUGGGCUUGCCCUCCAACUUGCGGGUCUUGGGCUGGGGCCUUUCUUUGGAGAGACCCACCAUGAUCAAGUAUGGCGUCUCCAACAUCAGGGAGUUGUUGGGCCACAAGGUCUCGUUGGACUUCAUAGAGACGAACCCGGCCGCCAGGUUGGACGAGGACUUGGUGGGCUGA